CCCAAUUAGCCUCCCUCCCUUGCUUUACAGUGCAACACUUCAGAAGAGCCGGAGAAGCUUUGGGAAGCAGGCGGUUCGGCGCGGGAUUGUUUCCCCGGUUGGCGAAAAGAAUUAAAGCAAAAAGAUGAAUGUUGGGGUUGCUCACAGUGAAGUCAAUCCCAACACGAGGGUCAUGAGCAGUCGAGGAAUGUGGCUCACUUACACCCUUGGAGUUGGUUUGCUUCAUAUUGUCUUGCUCAGCAUUCCUUUCUUCAGUGUUCCAGUGGCUUGGACCUUAACCAAUAUUAUUCAUAAUUUGGGAAUGUAUGUAUUUUUGCAUGCAGUAAAAGGAACACCUUUUGAAACGCCUGACCAAGGUAAAGCAAGAUUGCUGACACACUGGGAGCAGCUGGAUUAUGGUGUACAGUUUACAUCUUCACGAAAAUUCUUCACAAUCUCACCGAUAAUUUUGUAUUUCUUGGCAAGCUUUUACACCAAAUACGACCCAACACAUUUCAUUCUGAACACCACUUCUCUUUUAAGUGUGCUUAUUCCCAAACUGCCACAGCUGCAUGGAGUUAGGAUCUUUGGAAUCAACAAAUAUUAAACAGGAGAUCGGCAGUGUGAGCAUUCUGAUCAAAAUAUGGCCUGGUUUGAUCCUUGUCCUUGACAGAAGGAACAGCCUAUACUAUGUAUUAUUAGAUAAGUUUCACAUCUCUUUGAAGACUCUAGUGCAAAGAUGCUGAUGCUGUUCUUUACAGGAGAAUCAGAGACCAUCAGAAGAUAUACUGAUCUUGAAGACACAUCUUUGGAGCACAGUUUUUUUGUAAAUAGCUAGGCAGGCCUAGCUCUCGUAAGAUAACAGUGUUAACUGGAAGUAGGCUGAAGUAACAAGAGAAGUGAAAAGGGAUGCAAAACAUUGUAAUUGACUCAUAGUUGUAAUAUUUUACAAGUAAGUCAGCAACAGUAAGGAAGGAAUAGAGGGGAGGAAAUAGUGUAAUUCUUUGUUUUACAGACUUCAAUCAGUUAUCAUUUGGGGUCAUUUGUUUGGCUAAUUUUAGGGCAGGAUUUUCUACCCAGCUUGAGGUGUUAUAAAGUUAAUGAGUUGCUGUGAUUUUCAUGCCUUAUCUAUUCGUGAGUCUUUUAAUCAGAGUGACUUUUCCAGUGUGAGACUUUUGAACUCUGGGGAAUGACAUGUCAACCUUUCGUUAUAUACACUUAAACUGAUUGGCAUCAUAUUACUUGUUUUCCAGAAGUAGGUGGUUAUUCUAAGUUAUCUGAAAAAAACUUUCCUCAUAAACAAAAGAAAAUUCCUAGUGUCAGAAGCUAGCAGAAGCUACUAAAUAAACUGGAAUCUCUGACCUAUUAGUUCAGAAUGAGAGCUGUAAUCUGUUAGGAAAAUUCUAGGAAAGGUAUUCAUUUUGAAUAGAAACUUUAUGUGACAAGAAUUUCAAACAUCAACCAGAGCAUAACUUGUUCUCAUUGUGGAGCAGAUUUGAAGAAGAUUUCGAAGAAGUGCUUUGGGCCUCAUAGAAAUGCAGCACUUCACUCUUCAUUAUAGCAACCUGAAUAUUC
Molecule: messenger RNA, 1554 nt
Organism: Notechis scutatus (mainland tiger snake)
Lineage: Eukaryota; Metazoa; Chordata; Lepidosauria; Squamata; Elapidae
Gene: ORMDL1
Product: ORMDL sphingolipid biosynthesis regulator 1
Cellular component (GO): endoplasmic reticulum membrane
Source: RefSeq, a predicted model, not a curated record